Molecule: messenger RNA, 915 nt
Organism: Cygnus atratus (black swan)
Lineage: Eukaryota; Metazoa; Chordata; Aves; Anseriformes; Anatidae
Gene: RPUSD3
Product: RNA pseudouridine synthase D3
Biological process (GO): pseudouridine synthesis
Molecular function (GO): RNA binding; pseudouridine synthase activity
Source: RefSeq, a predicted model, not a curated record
AUGGCGGGGGGCGGCGGAGGGGCCGCGCGCGCGCUGGCGCGCGUGGGGCAGGGGGCGCGCGCCGUGGGGCAGGGGCGAACGCCGAGCCCCGAGGAGGUGCUGGGGCUGCUGGAGGCGUCGGUGCUGCACCGGGAAGGAGCCCUGCUGGCGCUGAACAAGCCGCCCGGCCUGCCUGUGCUGGGGCACCCCGGGGAGCUGAGCCUGGCCGCGCUGCUGCCGGCGCUGCGCCGCCGCCUGGGCCUCCCCGCUGAGCUGCACGUGGUGAAGGCGCCCCCCAGGGACAGCUCCGGCCUCGUCCUCCUGUCCGGCUGCCGCCGCGCCACGGAGCAGCUGCAGCGCUUCUUCAGCGACGAGCGGCGCCGGGGCCGCUUCCCGGCCACGUACUGCGCUGUCACCGUGGGGGUCCCGGCGGAGGCGGAGGGCGAGAUCCGCGUGGGGCUGUGCCGGCGGCAGCACGGGGCCGGGGCUGUGGUGGUGCCGGUGCCGUGCCCGGGGCGCCGCAGCGUGUCCCGCGGGGAGGUGAGGAGCACCCUGACGCGCUACCGGCUGCUGGGGGCGGCGGGGGGCUGCGCCCUGCUCCAGCUGCAGCCCCGGACGGCCUUCCCCGGGCAGCUGCGGGUGCACCUGGCCCUGCUGCUGUGCCCGGCGCUGGGCGACCACGAGCACGGAGCCCGCGUGGGCAGGGUGCUGGGGGAGCCCUUCCUGCUGCCCCCCCCGGACGCCCCCGCGCCCCGCACGCAGGUGCUGGACGCGGAGCUGCUGCGCCGCCUGCGGCUGCCCCCCCGCUGCCCCCCCCGCCUGCCCCUGCACCUCCACCUGCAGGGGCUGGCCCUGCCCCGCGCCCCGCUGCGCUCCCCCCCGCCCCCCCACUUCCUGCGCACCCUGCGGCUGCUGGGGCUGCCCCCCCCCGCCUAG